Messenger RNA from Rotaria sp. Silwood1, 2757 nucleotides. NCBI's taxonomy places the organism in Eukaryota, Metazoa, Rotifera, Eurotatoria, Philodinida, Philodinidae. The record is from the annotation of a GenBank genome assembly.
AUGAAUUUUUCAACAAUACGUCAAACAUCAACAAUUAUUCCUGUUGAUAGUAGUAUGAUCAAUAAUUCAUCAUCACAUUUAAGACAGAUUGAAGUUUUUGAAGAUUAUUCACAAGCUGUUGAUAAUUGGCGAAAAAAACGUGAACAAAAACGUUUGAAAAAUGUUAAUACAGAUAAUGAUCAAUCAAUAUUACCAUUCAAAAUUGAUACUAUUAUAAAACCUGAAGAAAUAAAAAAACCAAUAAAUGUAUCUCUUCCAAAACCUCAACGGAUAUUAUCAUCACCACCAAUUGAACCAGUUAAAUCAAAAAGUCCUUCACCUCUACGUGUUAAAGGUCCAGCGAAAAUUCGUGAAAUAUUCAUUGAGAAACCUAUUGAUAUACGUGGCUUUGGUUUUAAACUUGAUGGUGGUCGAAUACAAAAUCGACCUAUUUUUAUUUCAACUAUUGAAGAAGGUAGUCCUGCGGAUAAAGCUGGUCUAUGUAUUGAUGAUGAAAUAAUAUCAAUGAAUGAUGAAAAUAUUGAAAAUAUGACAUUUGAUCAAGUACGAAAAAUUCUUAAAGAACGAAAUUUACGUGGAAGUAUUAAAAUGAUUAUUAGAACAUUUGAAGAUGUAGUGGAUGAUUAUUCUCAAACAAUGAUAAUAGGACGUACAAUUGAUCAUAGUCGAACGCCAUCACCUCAAAAAAUAAUUUCAACGCCGACAGUACCAUCUAUAUCUGUUACAGCACCUAAAACUAAUAUAAUGCCAUUAGCUACAACAAAUGUUCAAUCAUCUGUUUCUACAUCUUUACCUUAUAAUUCAUCUGAUAUAACAAAAACUAUUCCAAUACAACAAACACCAACAUCAUCUUUGAAUAUAUUUGCACCAAAACCAUUUCGUUCAACAAUUUCAACUAAUCUUGAUACAAAAAUUAAUCAUGAACCCAGUAUUUAUGAUAAAGAACUUCAAGAUCUUGAGAUUGAAUUUGAAAAACAAUUAAAAGGCAUUAAUGAGACACAAAAACGAGAGACAACAAUUAAUAAUGAAAAGCAAGAAACAAACAUGUCGAAAUCACCACCACAGGUCGUAGUUACUACACCUCAAACACUUGUUAAUCAAUCACUACCAUUAUCAUCUGUUGAUUCAUCUGUACAUCGAAAUUUGAAUACUGAUAGUGAUGCAACACAAUCACGUAAUGAGUCUCCUAUUGCUCAAGUACGUUCAUAUGUUGAAAAACAAAUGGAUCAACUUCAACAAGAACUUGAAUUUGGUUUUCCUCGUACAACAAAACUUUCAUCAACAUCUCAUCUUACAACACCUGCACGAGAACAACAACAACAACAACAACAACAACCGGUGACUAUUCCUAUUAAUUUAACAAAUUCUUCAUUAUCACCAACAAUUCAACCAAUACAACAAGAUUUUUUACGUUCAUCAUUAAAAAAAUCUUCUUCGACACAAAAUCAUCUCGAUCAAAUUCCAUUAAAUCGUACAUAUGGUUUAAAAAUUAAUCCUAAUGAACAAGUUAUUCAUUAUAUUGAACCAUAUACACAACAAAAAUUAUCAUCAAAUUAUACAAAACAUUCUAUACCUGAUUUACCAUCAAUGACAACAAUAAAUCGACCAACAACAACAACACAUUCAUUAGAAGAAACAAUAAAUGAAUUACGAACAACAAUGCCUGAAUCAUAUACAUCUCAAACACAAAUUAUAAAUCAACAACAAAAAAAAGUUACAAUUCAAUUAGGUGGUAAAAUACCACCACAAAGAAUAACAAAUAAACAACUUCAUGCAACAUUAAAUCAAGCACCACGUAAAACUCAUUUUGAAGAUCAAGCAUGGAUUAAUGAUGAUCAACGAAAACAAAUGUCUAUGAAAAGUAAUGGUCGUCGUAUAGCACCACUUGCACCACAUCAUCAAGAAUUACAAAUAUCUAAACAAUCAAUACAUAAUUAUCAUGAUCAUCAUUUAAGAAAUGGACAACAAAGAAAUUUUGAUAUAUCUCCAAAUCGACAACAUCGAACAAAAUCACCAGUUCGUACAAUGAGUAAUAAUCCUAAUGAACGAGUUUUGUCAGUUAGUGGAAAAUUACGUUGUUCUAGAUGUAAUGAUGAAUUAGGACAAGGUUCAGCUAUGGUUAUUGAAUCACUUGGAUUAUAUUAUCAUCUAGAAUGUUUUCGUUGUUGUGUUUGUAAUAUUCCACUUUCAUCAUCAUUUGAAGGUACUGAUGUUCGUGUACGCAAUAAUCGACUUCAUUGUCAAAAUUGUUUUUCCGAUGAAAAUGAAAUGCUCUAUCAAGAAGCCUAUCGCCUUUGGCAAAUACAUCAAAAAACUAAUCGAUCAAUACGAAGUCUUGUUGCACAAAGUUUCUAUAAGAAUAAACCACAAUUAUUGGCACUUCUUUCAAAAGUUAUUCAACAUCGUACUUUAUUACAAACAAUUAUUGAUCGAUGUCAAUUAUUAGAAAAAGAAAAAUUUUUAUCUAAAGAUUUAGCACUUAUACUUAUUUAUGAUCAAGUUUUUGGAACACGUGUUAGAGGUAAAUUUAAGGGUAUGUUAAAACGUAAUCAAUCAUCUAUUGAUAAAUGUAUUGAAACACUUUUGAAUGAACAAAAUUUGUCUUCCAUAUCAGAAUUAAUUGAAACAACAUCAAAAAUAAAAAAUUCAUCAAAUGAAAUUCCUCGUUAUGUUCGUAUAAAUCUAUUAAAAACUACAGCAAAAAAACUUCGAUUAAAUCUUAAACAAUUAUUAUUUAAAAAGAUUAAAAAUGUGUGA